AUGAGGAAAAAGCAAUGGGAUUUUUUGACUAAUAUGAGCAAAAUCUGGGGUAAAAAAAAAGUUUUAAUUGGGGAUUUUAAUGACAUAAUUUCCAAUGAUGAAAAAUGGGGGGGCAGGUUGAGGCCUAAUUGGACGUUCUCUGACUUCAAAGGCUUUAUUAACAACAAUGAGCUCCUGGAUAUUGGUUUUGUGGGCCUCCCUUGGACUUGGAGUAACCUAUGGGAGGGGGAUGGAGAAAUUAAACAGAGAUUGGACAGAGCUCUUGCAAGUGCAGAAUGGUGCGAAGUAUUCAAAGAUGCAAGAGUGACUCAUAUUGAAGUGGAAGCAUCUGAUCACAACAUUAUCCUCUUGGAGACAGAGCCUAGAAUCAGAAAACCAAAAAGAAGAUUUCACUUUGAUUCCAGAUGGUUGCAAUAUAGGGAAGUGGAGGGCAUAAUCCAAGAGGUUUGGGGUAAAAACCAAGUGGGGUCUAGAGGAGUGAGAAUCAGCAGGAAGAUCAAACAGUGCAAAAUGAAUCUAUCAGCCUGGAGUAGAAUGCUGAAGCUAAAUAGCAAAAAAGAAAUCAAAAGGAUCAAAGAAGAGAUUCAUGCUACAAGGACCAGGAAUGGUAAUAAUGCUAAAGAGACCAUUAAAAUGCUUAGGAAGCAGCUUUCUGAAGCUUAUAAACAAGAGGAACUUUAUUGGAACCAGAGGGCUAGAAUCAAUUGGCUUCAAAGUGGGGACAAGAACACAUCUUAUUUUCAUGCUGUUGUGAAUGGCCGAAGGAAAAGAAAUAGAAUUACCAGGCUUGAGAAGGAACAGGGUGGAUGGUGCACAACCGAGGAGGAAUUUGGAGAGGAGAUUGCUCACUUCUACAAUCAGCUAUUCACAUCUUCGAAGCCAUCAGAUUUUGAUGAGAUAUUAAAUGGUAUUCCGAGGACUAUCACUGAGCAGAUGAAUUUGCAACUUACCAGACCUAUUACCGAGAAGGAAAUCAGAAUUGCUGUGUUCUCCAUGCACCCAAACAAAUCCCCAGGACCUGAUGGUAUGUCCCCUGUAUUUUUUCAAAGAUUUUGGAAUAUUAUCAAAGUAGAUGUAGUUGAUACUAUCCAAGGUUUUUUUCACACUGGCUUCCUCUCCAAAGCUAUCAAUGAGACCCUGGUCACCCUUAUUCCUAAAAUAGACAACCCCUUCAAUCUUGCUCACUUUAGGCCUAUCAGUCUGUGUAAUGUUUUUUACAAAAUAAUUUCCAAGAUUAUGGUGAACAGACUCAAACCUCUUCUUAACUCUUGCAUUAGUUACUCUCAGGCUACUUUUGUUCCAAAUAGGCAAAUACUUGACAAUGUCAUAGUUGUUCACGAAUAUAUGCACUGGCUGAAGUCAAAAAGAAAGGGGAAGGAGGGGUACAUGGCCAUUAAGCUUGACCUUUCCAAAGCCUAUGAUAGAGUCGAGUGGAAAUUCCUAUAUGCCAUUUUCUGUAAAAUGGGAUUUGCCCCUCUGUGGAUUAGAUGGAUGCAUAGCUGCCUUUCCUCUGUGUCUUACUCUUUCAAUAUUAAUGGUGUGAAGCGAGGGUAUGUUAAUCCAUCUAGAGGAAUUAGACAGGGAGAUCCCCUUUCCCCGUACCUAUUUAUGUUCUGUGUUGAAGGGCUUUCUAAUCUCCUAAACAAUGCUGUCAGUAACAAACAAAUUUCAGGUGUCAAAAUUGUCAGACAAGGCCCCAAUGUAUCCCUUUUUUUUUUUGUUGAUGACUCACUCAUUUUUUGUAAAGCUAAUGGUGAUGAAGCAAGACACAUAAAAGAGAUACUGGAGUGCUAUGGAAAAGCAUCAGGACAACAAGUCAACAUCAACAAAUUAGCAGUCAUCUUCAGUAAAAAUACAGGCAGUAGGGAGAAGGAGGAGGUGCUACAGAAGUUAGGAGGAAUCCAACAAGUUACACAAGGAAAGUACUUGGGCCUACCCCUAGUGGUUGGAAGGUCGAAAAACAGUGUGUUCAGAUUCAUCAGAGACAAUUUGAUGUCUAGGAUUCAGAACUGGAAAGGGAAAUUGUUGAGUAAUGCAGGGAAAGAGGUGCUACUCAAAUCAGUUGCCACUGCUCUUCUAUCCUAUGCCAUGUCCGUGUUCAGAUUAUCAAAGAGCCUGUGCAAAGAGCUAAGUGGGUUAAUGGCCAGAUUUUGGUGGGGAAAUGAUCAAGGGGAAAAAAGAAUGCAUUGGAAGAAAUGGAAUGAUAUUGCUGAUAGGAAAGAAAAUGGUGGUCUUGGGUUUAGGGAUUUGCUCUGUUUCAAUGAAGCUUUGCUUGCCAAACAAGUUUGGCGACUUAUUACCUGUCCCAACUUGUUAGUAAGUAAAGUUAUGAAAAACAGAUACUUCCCUAAUUCCAAUAUCUUUCAAUCCAAAGUAAAAGCUGGAGCAUCAUGGAUUUGGCAAAGUUUGCAUAGUUCUUUAGAGUUGCUUGAAAGUGGAAUCUGGAAGCAAGUUGGGGAUGGAUCAACAGUGGAAAUAUGGGAAGAUAGAUGGUUAGAUAAUUCAAAAAAUGGAAGAGUCUCCUCCCUAAAACCAAAUGGCUACCAACUAACCAAAGUUAGCAGUUUGAUCAAGGGGAGGAAUGGAACAAAGACAUCAUUCAAGGACUGUUUUCAAAGGAAUAGGCAAAGGCGAUCAUGGCUAUUCCUCUCAGUGUAUUCCAAAAGAAUGACAGAUUCAAAUGGAGAUAUACAGAUAAUGGCUGCUAUUCUUCUAAAUCUGGGUAUGCUAAGGCCAAAGAGAGAUUCAAAGAGAGCAGUGAGAAGAAUAAGGCGAAUGUUAAUUCCAGCACAAACAAGGAAAGAUCCAAGAAGGACGAGCAAGGGUGAUCCGAUAUGCAAAUACUGCGGGGAAGAACCAGAAACGACUGAACAUGCACUUUUUCGCUGCAAAUCUAGAGUGCUGGCUUGGGCAACAUUUCCUGUCUCUUGGGACGACAUUGAAGAACAUAACUGGAACUUUUGGAAAUGGUGGGAACAUAUGCAGGGUGGCAGAUCAAGGGAAGAUGGGAAUAAACACAUUGAAAUCACAGCAAAUUUUCUCUGGCAAAUUUGGAAGGCAAGAAAUGGGUGGAACUUUAACCAGGAUCUAAAAGAAGAUGACCAGAUAUCCAAAAAAGCAAUGGAAGAAUGGAUAGAGUUUGAUGAAGCAGGAAGAAAUGCAGAGGUGACCAAUGGUACGGGCCGCCAACCAGAUGACAGACAGAGCAUGUUAGUUGGACUAAUGGAACAACAUAGUUCCAUUAUGUAUACGGAUGCAGGAAUGAAUCAAGCCAGAAAGAAAGCAGGAGUGGGAAUCAUUGCUAAAGCUAACAAUGGCAGGAUUCUGACGACUUGGUCUAUCCCGCAGCCAAGAGGUAGAGAUGCAACUGAAAUGGAGGUUAUCGCUAUUAGAACAGCACUGAGCAAGGCUAUUGAGAAAGAUAUGACAUCCUUAUUGAUCCUCUCGGACUGCAAAGCAGUGGUGGAUAGAAUCAUUAUAGGAGGUCAAGGUCUAACCUCUUUGGACAUGCUCGUUGAAGACAUAAAGCAGUUGAGUCUCUCAUUCUGGAAAUGCUCCUUUUUUCACAUAAGGAGAGAAAUGAACCUGUGUAGCCAUAGGCUAGCUAAGUUAGCAAUUAACUUGUUACAUGAAACUAGGUGGAAGCAAUCAUUCCCUGUGUGGCUUAACAAAGAAGCCCACAAUGAUUUCCUGGCAGUUGCCAGCCUUUUGUAA
Coffea arabica (coffee) is the source of this 3714-nucleotide messenger RNA. The record is from RefSeq and is a predicted model, not a curated record. NCBI's taxonomy places the organism in Eukaryota, Viridiplantae, Streptophyta, Magnoliopsida, Gentianales, Rubiaceae.